Molecule: messenger RNA, 2214 nt
Organism: Didymodactylos carnosus
Lineage: Eukaryota; Metazoa; Rotifera; Eurotatoria; Philodinida; Philodinidae
Source: the annotation of a GenBank genome assembly
AUGGAUUUAGAAACAGAGAUACCAAUUUGGUAUGAUGGUCGAAUGAAAUGGAUAUCAAAUCUGACAAGUCGUUCAACGUGUGAGGAUAUUAUUGAGGCUAUUGUUAAUGAAUCGUCAUUACGUACUCAUCAAAAUCAUUCUUAUGUACUUUAUGAAUGUUGGCGUGGUGUAGAACGACCAUUAAAAGCUAAAUGUCGUCUAUUAAAAUUGUGGCAAUCAUGGGCUGGAGAAUGUUCAAAUGUUACACUAUCCGUUCGUCAAAGACCACUAUCAAUGGAUGAAAUUGUUAAAACAAGUACACCAACAACAAAUCGAAGUCCAAUUAGGACAAUGACGAAUGAUCAGGUAGUAAAUGAUACAUUGAAUCGUUCCACGUUAGAACGACGUUCAAAACGAAAUCGUGAUACAGAACGAAUCGAACAAGUUAAUCGUUAUGUGAAUAUUGUACUAUAUCAAGAUAAAAAAUUAGAAAAAUUAAAGAAAGAUAUUAGAAAAGCUGAUAGAAAUUUAAAAAAAUUAAAAGCAAUAGAAACAACUGAUAGUUCGCUGCAAAAUGAACACAUUUCAAUUCCUCAUCGUAAUUCUUCCAGCGAUGAUUCGGACCUCUCUUUGUCUGAUAUUUCAAACGUCUUUUCCAAUCUUCCAACUGAUUCGAUUAAUGAAUAUACUCAAUUAUGUCGUAAUGUUCUUCGUUUACACACUGAAUUAGAACUUCAAAAUCGACUAAUACUACGUUUAUCUACUAAAAUUGAACAUGAACUACAAACACCAUCAAUAUAUACUCAACCUUCAACUAGUUCGAUUCAAUAUUCUGAUAUUUCAACGUUAAUUACAAAUGUCAACGAUACUCUGGAAAAGAGUAGAUCACUCUUUGAACAAUCGGAACAAUUUGACAAACAAAUUCAAACAAUAUCUGCUAAUAUUAAACAAAAACAAAAGCAAGCCGAAGAAUUAGAACAAGAAUAUGAUCUAAUGAAUAUUGAAGUUAAAAAUCAGAAUAGUGAAAGUGAAGAACAAGAUGAAGAGGAUAUUAUUACGGAGCCCGAUAGUCUAGAAGAAAUGGAUAAACCACAACCGAAAACGAAAAAAAUUGAACAUCAUAGAAAAUUAAAACGAAAAAUUCAACAAACAACAAAAACCAAAACUAAAGAUAGUCUCGAUUAUCUGAAUCAACAUUUGAAUAAUUUAGCUGCAGCUCAACAUAAGUCAAACACAAAAAAAGAGCAGACCGAAGUAAAAAGUACAGGAACAGUGAAAAGUGAGAUAAUUGAGGAAUGGGCAACAAAAAACGAUAAUACUCAAGAACGUGUUAGUACAUUAAAUGAUGUAGAACAAGAAGAUGCCUCUUUAUCACUACUAAAACAAGAAAAUGAAAAGAGACAUCCAUGUGAAAAUACGGUUGCAGUAGAACAAGGUAGUCUUUUAAAAACUACUUCGUACUUGAAAUGUUUAAAUUUUCAUUCUUUUUAUGUUUUACACAUAGUGCCGUCAACUCAGCCAACUCCAAUCCAUCGUCCUACAGCAAUUGUUGAACCAUCUUUAUCUUCAACGCUAACUCAACAACCAGUGACUAAUGCUCGUUCUUCGUCAUUUAUCAACAGUGUACUUAAUAUUUUCUCUGAUAAUAAUGGACGUUCUUCAUUACGUUUGAACAGUUCAAAUAAACGUUUAGCAUCGUCAAAUACAAAAUUAUCACAGAAUGAAAAUAUGUCAUCGUCGCUUCUCGUUACUCGUCCGUCAUCGUCAUCUUCUCAGAGCAUUUAUCAAAAUGUUAUUCAACAACAAGAUGAAAAACACAAUUUAAAGAAACCUCAUCAACAUCCACCGCCAACUUAUCGAUUUUUUGUUACCACCGAUUACGGUAAUUCAAAUAAUAAACGAACAAUUAAUACGUCUACUCAAACGCAAACACCUACUACUACAAGAACUAAUACAAAUUCAAAUAUUCAAAUUAUCCCAUUUCCAGUACGCAAUUCAAAUACGUUACCGUUACGUUGUUCGAGUACAAUGCCUUGGUCACAACAACCAACGACUUUAAACUCGUAUUCUGUUCGUACUUCAACAUUAAUUACCUCUCCAUCAUCAGUGAAACCACAAAAAAUAAUUUAUGAUAUACCGGCACGAAUAGAAGCCGAUGAAAGUGACACUGGCAUCAGUUCGUUGAAUAGCGAUGAAAUUCAAGGAAAUAAUCAUCAGUUAGUUACACUUGUUUAG